Scleropages formosus (Asian bonytongue) is the source of this 3336-nucleotide messenger RNA. RefSeq names its product cullin 3b (gene cul3b). Lineage: Eukaryota; Metazoa; Chordata; Actinopteri; Osteoglossiformes; Osteoglossidae. The coding region runs from base 206 to 2509 and encodes 767 amino acids. The transcript has 16 exons. Gene Ontology annotation, cellular component: cullin-RING ubiquitin ligase complex. Gene Ontology annotation, biological process: ubiquitin-dependent protein catabolic process. The record is from RefSeq and is a predicted model, not a curated record. Gene Ontology annotation, molecular function: ubiquitin protein ligase binding.
UUGCAGUUGUUCGCCCUGCUCGCUGCAAACGGCUGAGUCCGCCAUCACUGCGCUGAUAGACCUGAGACGGAGUCGGGGGAGCUUUCGGAGACCACAAUAGCAGCCCGGAUUGAGGGAGCUACUCGAACGACUCUCUUACCAGUGCACUGUCCUGUUGCGACACGAAACCUUUAAUGUAAAUUCAGGGACAGGAGACGAACUGAACAUGUCCAACCUGAGCAAAGGCGGCACCAAGAAGGACACCAAGAUGAGGAUACGAGCCUUUCCUAUGACGAUGGAUGAAAAAUAUGUUAACAACAUCUGGGAUCUUCUCAAGAAUGCCAUCCAAGAGAUCCAACGAAAGAACAACAGUGGCCUGAGCUUUGAGGAGCUCUACAGGAAUGCCUACACCAUGGUUCUGCACAAGCAUGGCGAGAAGCUGUAUACAGGGCUCAGAGAAGUAGUCACAGAGCACCUCAUCCACAAAGUACGAGAAGAUGUCCUCAAUUCAUUAAAUAAUAAUUUUUUGCAAACAUUGAAUCAAGCCUGGAAUGACCACCAGACAGCUAUGGUUAUGAUUAGAGACAUCUUGAUGUACAUGGACCGAGUCUAUGUGCAGCAGAACAAUGUGGAGAACGUUUACAAUUUAGGCCUCAUCAUCUUCCGGGAUCAGGUGGUACGCUAUGGUUGCAUCCGUGACCAUUUGCGCCAGACUCUACUGGACAUGAUAGCACGUGAGAGGAAGGGCGAGGUGGUUGACAGAGGGGCAAUUCGUAAUGCUUGUCAGAUGUUAAUGAUUUUGGGCCUUGAAGGGAGGGCAGUUUACGAAGAGGACUUUGAAGCUCCAUUUUUAGAAAUGUCUGCUGAAUUUUUCCAGAUGGAAAGUCAGAAGUUUUUGGCUGAAAACAGCGCCAGUGUGUACAUUAAGAAAGUGGAGGCUAGAAUUAUAGAAGAAAUAGAACGAGUGAUGCACUGUCUGGACAAGUCGACAGAGGAGCCCAUCGUCAAAGUAGUGGAAAGGGAACUUAUCUCCAAACAUAUGAAGACCAUUGUGGAAAUGGAGAAUUCGGGCCUUGUACAUAUGCUGAAAAAUGGCAAGACGGAAGAUCUGGCCUGUAUGUACAAGCUGUUCAGCAGAGUGCCAAACGGCCUGAAAACCAUGUGUGAAUGCAUGAGCUCCUACUUGCGGGAGCAGGGCAAGGCCCUGGUGUCUGAGGAAGGUGAAGGGAAGAACCCUGUGGACUACAUUCAGGGUCUUCUGGAUUUGAAGGGUCGCUUUGAUAGGUUCCUCCAGGAGUCUUUCAACAAUGACAGGCUUUUUAAGCAGACUAUUGCUGGGGACUUUGAGUACUUUCUCAAUCUCAAUUCCCGCUCACCGGAAUAUCUCUCUCUGUUUAUUGAUGACAAGCUGAAAAAAGGAGUGAAAGGACUGACAGAACAAGAGGUGGAAUCCAUCCUGGACAAGGCCAUGGUUCUGUUCAGAUUCAUGCAAGAAAAGGAUGUCUUUGAGAGGUACUACAAGCAACACCUGGCAAGGAGGUUGCUCACUAACAAGAGUGUCUCUGAUGACUCUGAGAAGAACAUGAUCUCAAAAUUGAAGACAGAGUGUGGCUGUCAGUUCACAUCUAAAUUGGAAGGCAUGUUCCGAGACAUGAGCAUCUCAAACACAACCAUGGAUGAAUUCCGACAACACUUGCAGUCAACAGGGGUGUCCUUAGGUGGCGUUGAUCUAACAGUAAGAGUACUCACAACAGGGUACUGGCCCACUCAAUCUGCUACACCCAAAUGCAACAUCCCUCCAUCACCUCGACAUGCUUUUGAAGUUUUCAGAAGAUUUUACCUGGCCAAGCACAGUGGCAGGCAGCUCACACUUCAGCACCACAUGGGUUCAGCAGAUUUAAAUGCAACAUUCUAUGGGCCUAUCAAAAAGGAGGAUGGCUCAGAAGUGGGUGUGGGAGGUGCCCAAGUAACUGGUUCUAACACCAGAAAGCACAUACUGCAGGUCUCCACCUUCCAGAUGACAAUACUCAUGCUCUUCAACAACAGAGAAAAGUUCACAUUUGAGGAGAUCCAGCAGGAAACGGAUAUCCCAGAGCGGGAGCUGGUACGGGCCCUUCAGUCACUGGCUUGCGGGAAGCCCACUCAACGUGUUCUCACCAAGGAGCCUAAGUCUAAAGAGAUUGAGAAUGGCCAUGUGUUCACUGUCAACGACCAGUUCACCUCUAAAUUGCACAGAGUGAAGAUUCAAACAGUUGCUGCCAAACAAGGGGAGUCUGACCCUGAAAGGAAGGAGACAAGGCAGAAGGUAGAUGAUGAUCGGAAGCAUGAGAUUGAGGCCGCCAUAGUUCGCAUUAUGAAGUCCAGGAAGAAGAUGCAGCACAACGUACUAGUAGCAGAGGUAACCCAGCAGCUGCGAGCCCGUUUCCUCCCCAGCCCUGUGGUCAUUAAGAAGCGCAUCGAAGGACUUAUUGAGAGAGAGUACUUGGCACGGACGCCUGAGGACCGGAAGGUGUACACUUAUGUAGCAUAAAGGCGAGCACUCAGCAAAACACGAGAGAGACGAGAGUGUUUGUUUGGACUAUGGCAUCCGCACAAACCGGGUAGUUGCUUAUGACAACACAUAAUGUGGAAAUUAACUGUCAUCCAUUAAAAGUAAGUGCAAAAUAACAAAAAAAAUCAGCAAGCUGAGUGACUUUAAAUCAGACCUCCCUUUGUCAGAAUUUCAGAAUGGAAGAACUUUACACAUUGCAGCAUUUUAUCUGGGUAGGGUUUGUCCUCAAAUUCUUGGGACAAUGUGACUGGACCACAGUUUUGUUAAUACACCUAUAAGAAGAAAACAGUGAAAUAAAACAAUCUGCAAACUUGGAUUAAACCAUUCUUAAUUUCUCCCCUAUUCUUUUAACGUUGAUGUAAAUGUGUUUCGUUAGUGUUUUGUGACACCUUCCUGGUUGUACUGGUAAUCUGACGAAAUUGGUCAUUAAACUAAGUGAAAUCUGUUUUCAUUAGUUGGUUUGCAGGGAAGAAGGCAUUGGCUUAGUAGCAUGCUAUGUCUUACAGACUGGAUUAAAUCACAAGCUCUUUUUUUUUUUUUUUUUUUUUUUCUUUUUUGUGGGGCGUUUUGUAAAAUUUAUUGGCAGCCAUAUAAAUAUAUUGUUCUUUUUUGAUAAUAGGUUUUUUCCAAAUGCAGUUUCCAACUGGUUUGGUUUGCGCUCAUUUUCAGAUGAACCAAAUUGAAAGGAACAGUGUUUUAAUGUGUACAAAUUGUAAAAUAGUUAUUGUACUCACUGAAGUGGACUGUACAGGGCCUUGUUUUCAUCAUAUUAAAUGUAGAAGGCGAAAAUAAAAUGGAUGAACUGC